AUGAUUUCCUCAAGCGAGUAUGGGUCUCACUCCUGGGAGCUUUUGGUGACAGCUGAUCAUCAGCAUGAAGAGGUACAAAAGGAAUUUAUACUACAGGUCACAGGGGACCUUCAUAUUGGAGGACUGAUGCUGAAACUAGUAGAACAAAUCAAAAUACCACAAGACUGGUCAGACUAUGCUUUUUGGUGGGAGCAAAAAAAAUGUUGGCUCCUGAAAACUCAUUGGACGCUGGAUAAAUGCGGGGUACAGGCGGAUGCUAAGCUACUCUUUACUACUCAGCACAAAAUGCUGCGGCUUCGCUUGCCAAACAUGAAGACCGUGAGACUGAAAGUCAGCUUCUCUUCCAUGGUAUUCAAAGCUGUCAGCGACAUCUGCAAAAUUCUCAAUAUUAGACGGUCAGAAGAACUCUCUUUGUUGAAGCAAUCAGAAGACACACUCAAAAAGAAAAAGAAAAAAGACAAGAACAGCAAAGAACCACAUACAGAAGAUAUUUUAAACCUGUGCAACUCUCCAGUGAGUUCUGGAUUAUCAGGAAGUCCUGGUUUAUACAGUAAAACCAUGACACCUGUUUAUGACCCAGUCAGUGGGACACCAGCUUCUUCUACAAUUACUUGGUUCAGCGACAGUCCCUUGACUGAGCAGAACUGCAGCAUCCUUGCCUUCAGCCAAACCAACUGUUCUCCGGAAGCACUAGCAGAGAUGUACCAGCCUCGGACUUUAGCAGACAAAGCCAAACUCAGCGCAGGCUGGCUAGAUUCCUCUCGAUCGCUUAUGGAACAAGGCAUUCUGGAGGACAAUCAACUUCUUUUACGCUUUAAAUAUUACACUUUCUUUGAUUUGAAUCCAAAGUAUGAUGCAGUGCGAAUAAACCAAAUAUAUGAACAAGCCCGCUGGGCCAUCCUGUUGGAAGAAAUUGACUGCACAGAGGAAGAAAUGUUGAUCUUCGCUGCACUGCAGUAUCAUGUAAGCAAGUUAUCACUGUCAUCAGAGGCACAAGAUUUCACCUGUGAGUCAGAAGCAGAUGAAGUAGAAGCUGCACUUUCUAACCUGGAAGUGACACUGGAAGGUGGAAAUACAAAUAACAUUUUGGAGGACAUCACAGACAUCCCGAAACUUGCUGAUAAUCUCAGGCUAGUUAGGCCCAGGAAGCUGUCACUCAAAGCUAUCAAGCCAUACUGGUUUGUCUUUAAAGACACUUCAAUAUCCUAUUUUAAAACCAGGGAAUCUGCACAGGGGGAGCCUAUUGAAAAACUCAACCUAAAAGGAUGUGAAGUUGUACCAGACGUCAAUGUUGCAGCGAAGAAGUUUGGGAUCAAAUUACUGAUUCCUGUUGCUGACGGCAUGAAUGAAGUAUAUUUAAGAUGCGAUAACGAGAAUCAAUAUGCUCGGUGGAUGGCUGCUUGUGUUUUAGCCUCAAAAGGUAAAACAAUGGCUGACAGCUCAUAUCAUCCUGAGGUCAACAAGAUCCUUUCAUUUCUAAAGAUGAAGAACUGGACCAUGACUCCCCAGGCUGUCUCCGAUCCAGAAAACAUAGAUAUGAAGCCAGAAUGCUUUGUCUCACUACGUUACACCAAAAAAUACAAAUCCAAGCAGCUGGUUGCUCGUAUUCUGGAAGCCCACCAAAAUGUAUCCCAGAUGACCCUAGUGGAGGCUAAGCUGCGUUUUAUUCAAGCAUGGCAGUCCCUUCCUGAGUUUGGCUUAUCCUACUACGUUGUCAGAUUUAAGGGAAGCAAGAAGGAUGAUGUACUUGGGGUGUCCUAUAACAGGCUCAUACGAAUAGAUAUAGCCACAGGAGAUCCUAUCACUACAUGGAGGUUCUCCAACAUGAAGCAGUGGAACGUGAACUGGGAAAUACGCCAGGUUGCAAUCGAGUUUGAUCAGAACGUGUCCAUUGCUUUCACGUGUCUGAGUGCAGACUGCAAAAUCAUCCAUGAGUAUAUUGGGGGCUACAUCUUCUUGUCAACCCGUUCCAAAGACCAGAAUGAAACACUGGAUGAAGAUCUGUUCCAUAAAUUAACUGGAGGUCAGGAAUGA
Messenger RNA from Indicator indicator, 2034 nucleotides. RefSeq names its product FERM domain containing kindlin 1 (gene FERMT1). The transcript is spliced from 14 exons. Gene Ontology annotation, molecular function: integrin binding. Lineage: Eukaryota; Metazoa; Chordata; Aves; Piciformes; Indicatoridae. Gene Ontology annotation, cellular component: focal adhesion. The coding region runs from base 1 to 2034 and encodes 677 amino acids. Gene Ontology annotation, biological process: integrin-mediated signaling pathway; cell-matrix adhesion. The record is from RefSeq and is a predicted model, not a curated record.